AUGCAUGACACCGAGCGCACACCUCUAUUUCCUAGAUACGCAAUGAACCCAAAUUUACAAAUAUUCCUUAACAGGAACACCCUGUACCACCGACUACCGUCGAAUAUGGAUACAAGACAUGAAGAAGAGUACAAGGAAUACUACGAUCCUCCUUCUUUUCCCAUUUUCAGCAUCUGCAGACCCAGGAAUCGUUUGAUUCUCACUCUGAUUCUCGGAUUCCUCCUCAUUUUCAUUCUAUUUCUGAUACUGUUUCGUGGCAAUGAGGAGGACAUUCGAAUCUAUACUAAAAUGGAGGAGCUGUCCACAUCUUCGGAAACUGUGAAAAUUCAAGCUCAAACGUUAGCAAUUUCCAAGUCGUCGCUCAAGUCUGGAAUGGAAAAAUAUCUGAAAUCAAUCGAUCCGAAAGAACCGUAUCCAGAUGACGUCAACGCUGUGAAACCACAUCAUAUUCGAGUGAUUGGAGCAAUGGGUGACUCUUUGACUAUUGGUUCUCGCGCACAAAAUAUUUUGGAUGAUACCAGAACGCAAUAUCCUGGUAAUGCCUACUUCACUGGAAUGGAUGCCGAGGUCGAUGGACAUUUGACCAUCUACAACAUUUUCCGAGUUAUCGCAGAAGAAACUGGAAACAAGUUAUACGGCGGAAGCACUGGUGUAGGGUAUGGAGACAAUGCUGGUUUCGAUGUUGCUAUUGGAGGAAUGAAAAGUGAUGAUAUUCUGAGACAAGCGCAGGUUUUGGUGCAGAAAAUUAGAGCUGUCAAAGAGAUCGAUGUUGAGAAGGACUGGAAACUAGUAUCCCUUUGGAUUGGUACCAAUGACGUUGGUGAUCUUGGAUAUGGAGACAGACCACCGAUUCCAGUAGACCAGUACAAAGCCUACAUCGAGAAGGGCAUCUCCUAUUUGAAAGAGAAUCUCCCAAGAACCAUCGUCACUGUCAUUGCCAUGUUCCCACCUCAACUUCUUCAAGAGGCUCACUCAAUUAUGACAACUGGACAUCGUCCGGAUUCUGAAGAGCGCCAGAAGCAACGAGAUGAACUAUCCGAUGGAUACAGAAACGCGUCGUAUAAGAUUCAAAACGAGGGGAAAUUCAAUGACAAGAACUUCACAGUCGUUGUUCAACCGUUUGCCACAGAGUACACAGAUGCAUACGUAGAUCAACAAGGCCACUACAACUCUGCUUUCUAUGCAGUCGAUCUGUUCCAUCUCAGCAAACUGGGCCAUGCGAUUCUUGCCAAACAUUACUGGCAGAAUCUGUUCGAGCCAGUUGGUGAAAAAACAAAGAAGGCGGAUCUGGGAGACACUUCUGAGCACAUUUUUGAACUAGAUGAGGUUGGAUAUUCAGAAAUUACAGUAUAUCAUAUACUUUUUUACAGCACAACUCCUUUAUCAAAACACUUGGAAACAGUAAGCAAUAAUUCUGAUAGUUUGCAAUGUCUAUCGAGAAAAAAUUCGGGUCUUCGGACGAGCUUUUAA
Molecule: messenger RNA, 1470 nt
Organism: Caenorhabditis briggsae
Lineage: Eukaryota; Metazoa; Nematoda; Chromadorea; Rhabditida; Rhabditidae
Exons: 10
Coding region: 1-1470 (489 amino acids)
Biological process (GO): phospholipid metabolic process
Molecular function (GO): glycerophospholipase activity
Source: RefSeq, a predicted model, not a curated record